Messenger RNA from Racocetra fulgida, 2166 nucleotides. Lineage: Eukaryota; Fungi; Glomeromycota; Glomeromycetes; Diversisporales; Gigasporaceae. The record is from the annotation of a GenBank genome assembly.
AUGAGUGGUAGAAGAAGAGCCGAUUCACUGAAGGGUUUGUCGCUUCCAAAAUAUAACCGACCUCAAACUGAAGAAGAGAUGGCUUCGAUGCAUAAUUAUAGGGACAGCAAACAAGAAGUUAUUUAUCAACCUAAAUUACCGGAAUAUACAAAUCCAAAUGCGAUUGUUUCAUUACUGGGAAAAUGUCAUAUUACCAUAGGACCACACACUUUUUACGAUACUAAAAUUUAUGAGGCCGUAUACGAAAAAGAAAUGCCAAGCACAGAUGUUCAGGCUGGAACUUUUCAAAUCCAACCAACACAACUAGGAUCGCUCCAAUCUCCUACACAACAGCAAACGCAAUCAAACGCACAAAGCUUAACACAAUCACCACAAUCAGGUAUACAGACUCCGUUACAACAACCAUUGCCUGCAACUCAUACACAACAUUCGUCUCAGGCGAAAACGUCGCCAACUUCAUCGACACAAUCAUUUCCUAGACCAAUACAUCCUGCUAUACAACCAAGACCGCCGACACAACCACAAACUCUUUCGCAAACACAAGUACCGAUUCAACCACGAGUUACUUUACCAAGGAUAUCUGCGCGCCCUGUUACUAAUACAACGGUCGCUUCGGCUUUGCCUAUAAAUGUUCCACCACAAGCUACGCCUCAACUUACUGCGUUCAUGCAAACAGUACUUCAAUCUGUUAAUCCAACACAAAUAUUGGCUAUUCAAGAACAUUUGCGCCAUCCUCAGGUGGCGGCUCAUAUGUCUAUCGAGCAAAAAAAUGCAUUAAUUAGUCAAUUAACGAUAAUCCAUCAGUUGCUAACGUCGACACAAUUAGCACAACAGAAAUCUCAGCAGCAAUCAGUUCAUUUACGAACACAGUCUCCUGCAAUGAAAGUUAGACAAGUUGUUAGACAUGAAGUCCUGUUAGAGUUUAAGGAAACCAAAAAUGAUAAAUGGUUGUUUCCAAAAGAUGCAAUAUUAGAAGCAUUGUCAAUGUCAGAACCUUACGAUGUGCUUGCUUCAUUUUAUCUUCCUCAAAACGAAGAAACAUCAGGUUCUAAACAGCAACAUCAGCCCGUCACGAUGCACAUGACUAAUAUAACGCAACCGAUGUUGGACGCGUUAAAAAAGGCAACGAAUGAUGUAACUACUGUCUUCAAAUCAAUGGCUGCAAAGGUGAACAAGCAACCUAAUCGUGUUUACUUACAAUACUGCUUGCCUUGCGAUUAUCCAGAAGAUUUAUUAGAGAUAGAUAUCAUGGAUUAUACUACGAAUAAAAAGCAAAAACCUAGAAAUGGGGAAGGUAACAAAGCGUCAUCAAGAACAUCAACCUCUACUCCAAAAAGGGCAAAAACAGUGCCUGAUGUUUCAGCUUCUGUAGCUCCUGUUCAAACUACUGGAGGUAACAAACGUUGUGCUUAUUGCUUUUGUAAGAGUACUCCUAUGUGGAGAAGAGGUCCGGAUGGUGCUGGAAAGAUAUUACAGGGUACUAGUGCAAACCGUGCUACUGAAGCCAAUGGCGACUCCGCGACUGUUUCACCAAGCCCUAAAUCUAGAAAAUAUUCAUUGUCGGCAGCAUGCACUUCUGCUACUGCAACUACUACAUCAAAAGUUAAGAAGAAGCCUGGACGAUCACUUUCAAUGAGUGAAGGUGCGUUAUCACAUACUGAUGAUGAUGAAAACCGUGAUAAGAAUCUUGGCGAUACUGGAGAAAAUUUGAACGCAGAGUCACAAAAGAGUGGUAGUGGUAGAAGGGCAUCUGCAUCAUCAAAGAAAAAUAGUUUCAAAGGGAUGCCAACACCUCGCGCUUCUACUACAGCACCUACGUCAACAACAAAUUCUCCAACCACACUAGGAGGUGGUGGUGGAUUUCCAAUAAAUUUGAAAUUAAAUUCAAUCUCGUUUGGUUCAUCGGAAAAUAAUUUGAUUGGAGGAAAUAGUAAUAACAAUAAUCAACAAGGCGGAAGCUAUUAUUUCUCUCAACCCAACUGCAGUGCGCAAGUUUUUGAGGAUUGUUUAAAAAUAAGAUUGGAAAAAGAUGGUUAUGAAAAAACCAGUAUUGAUAUUUGGAAAGAAAAUAUUGAUUUUUUAAAUUUUGAAAAUGAAAGAGAUUUGGCUACUGGAAUUCCCUUACUUUCCGUCCAAGCACAUGUUAAUCAGCAUUUAAAUAGGUAA